UUCAAAAGGAGAGAGAACAGACAGUCGUAAAGGCUUCUUCUCAACUUUUUGACAAUCAAAACCACUGCCCCAUCUACCCGUCUCUUUCCCCUAAACUUCCAUGGAAGAAGAACCUCUCACUUUCGCAAUUGCUCCUCUUCAUCACUGAGGAACACAGGGAUUCUGGUUUUCAGAUUGGGGAUGGUGAAUGAGGAGCAGAGGCUGUGUUUCUCUCUGGUUUUGUUGUGCCUGUCAAGUGUUUGUUUCUGUGCCACUGACCCGAAUGAUGUGAAAAUUCUGAAUGAUUUCAGAGAGGGCUUGGAAAAUCCAGAGCUUCUCAAAUGGCCUGUCAAUGGGGAUGACCCAUGUGGUACUCCUCCAUGGCCUCAUGUUUACUGUGCUGGUGAUAGAGUUUCUCAGAUUCAGGUUCAGGGGUUGGGUCUAAAAGGGCCAUUGCCUCAGAAUUUUAAUCAGCUCUCUAAGCUCUCCAAUUUGGGUCUCCAAAAGAACAAGUUCAAUGGGGCAUUGCCCUCUUUCAGUGGCUUAUCAGAACUCGAGUUUGCUUACUUAGAUUUCAAUGAGUUCGACACGAUCCCGUCGGAUUUCUUCGACGGAUUAAGCAGCGUUAGGGUGUUGGCUUUGGAUUAUAACCCUUUCAAUGCCACUGUUGGAUGGUCCCUUCCUGAUGAGCUUGCCAGGUCAGUUCAGCUGACUAAUCUUUCACUGGUUCAGAGUAAUCUGGCUGGGCCUCUCCCUGAGUUUUUAGGGACAUUGCCAUCUCUGACUGCCCUGAAGCUUUCCUAUAACAGAUUAUCAGGUACAAUUCCCAAAAGUUUUGGGCAGUCUUUGAUGCAGAUUCUAUGGCUGAAUGACCAAGAUACCGGAAUGACCGGUCCGAUUGAUGUAAUUCCUUCGAUGACUUCUUUGACUCAACUAUGGCUACAUGGAAACCAGUUUUCAGGGGAGAUCCCUGAGAAUAUUGGGGAUUUAUCUUCUUUGUAUGAUCUUAAUCUUAAUAGAAACCAACUUGUUGGUUUGAUUCCUGAAAGUUUGGCCAAUAUGAAUCUGGAUAACCUGGUUCUGAAUAAUAACCUUCUAAUGGGUCCAAUACCAAAGUUCAAGGCUCUUAAUGUUACUUAUGAUUAUAACUAUUUUUGUCAAUCUAAACCAGGUCUAGAAUGUGCCCCACAAGUUACUGCACUUUUAGAUUUUCUUGGCAGUCUGAAUUAUCCUAUGCGUCUUGCAUCGGAGUGGUCGGGUAAUGAUCCGUGUCAAGGACCAUGGUUGGGACUUAGUUGCAAUCCUGAGAUGAAGGUUUCGAUAAUCAAUCUACCGAGGCGUGGACUUCUUGGUACAUUGAGUCCUUCCAUAUCAAAGCUAGAUUCACUCCUCGAAAUUCGACUUGGGGGAAAUAAUAUUAGUGGUACAGUUCCACAGAACUUUACGAAUUUGAGGUCUUUGAGGUUGUUGGAUUUGACUGGAAACAAUUUCGAGCCUCCAUUACCAAAAUUUCGAGAUGAUGUUAAAGUUUUAGCCUUGGGGAAUCCUCUUUUGGUUUCUAAUCACUCUGGCGUACGUCCUUUACCUGAUGUACAUCCACCGGUUACCAGUGUGUCUCCCCCACAGAAUGGCACGAUCUCAGGUGAUGCAAAGCCACCAACAUCGUCGAUAAGGAGUCCGGUUCCAGCAUCUCCAUUUACAGUCUCGAACUCCUCUUCAUCUGAGUCUGUCCAUGUAGAAUCCGAGACACAGAAGUCUUCAAAGACGAGGAGAGUUAUGUAUGUGAUUGCCACGGUGCUCAUCAUAGUCAUGCUAUUCCUAUCAGCACUGUUUUGUAUCUUUUGCUCGAGGAAGAGGAAACGAGCCGCUGAAUCUCCUACUUUUGUGGUGCACCCGAAAGAUCCAUCUUUCCCUGAAAAUAUGGUUAAGAUUUCUGUUUCGAAUAAAAACACAGGAAACUUAUCCAAUCAAACAGAAACUAGCAUGACAAGUACUAAUAGUGGUGGUACAGAGAACUCUCAUGUGAUUGAAGAUGGGAAUCUAGUAGUAGCCGUUCAAGUUCUCCGCAAGGUGACCAAUGAUUUUUCCCCCGAAAAUGAGCUCGGACGAGGCGGGUUUGGAACUGUCUAUAAAGGCGAGUUGGAGGACGGGACGAAAAUAGCAGUGAAGAGAAUGGAGGCUGGAUCAAUCAGUAGUAAAGCAUUAGAAGAGUUCCAGUCCGAAAUUGCCGUUCUUUCCCAUGUUAGACACCGACAUCUGGUAUCGCUUUUGGGCUACUCCACAGAAGGAACUGAAAGGCUUCUUGUAUAUGAGUAUAUGCCUCAAGGUGCUCUUAGCAAGCAUCUUUUUCAUUGGAAAAGUUUGAAAUUGGAGCCUCUACCUUGGAUGACUCGGCUCUCGAUUGCAUUGGAUGUUGCCCGAGGGAUCGAGUAUCUACAUAGUUUGGCCCGACAAACCUUCAUACAUCGAGAUCUUAAAUCGUCUAAUAUCCUUCUGGAUGAUGAUUUUCGAGCAAAAGUUUCAGAUUUCGGACUGGUCAAGUUGGCUCCAGAUGGAGAGAAGUCAGUGGCGACUAAGCUUGCCGGUACAUUCGGAUACCUGGCACCUGAAUAUGCAGUAAUGGGGAAGAUCACAACAAAAGCUGAUGUAUUCAGCUUCGGGGUGGUGCUGAUGGAACUUUUGACUGGAAUGAUGGCACUCGACGAGGAGCGCCCGGAGGAAAGCCAAUACUUGGCAGAGUGGUUUUGGCGAAUCAAAUCAAACAAAGAAAAGUUCACGUCUGCUAUUGAUCCCGCUCUAAACAUAAACGACGACCUCUUCGAGAGGGUCUCCGUGGUUGCUGAAUUGGCAGGACAUUGCACAGCUAGAGAGCCAACCCAUCGGCCUGAUAUGGGCCAUGUCGUGAACGUGCUUUCGCCAUUGGUUGAGAAGUGGAAACCAAUUCACGACGACACCGAUAGUUUCUCCGGGAUCGACUACAGUCUCCCACUUCCUCAAAUGUUGAAGGUAUGGCAGGAAGCGGAAAGCAGGGGAACGAGCUUUACGAGCCUUCAAGACAGUAAGGGAAGCAUUCCGGCCCGUCCCACCGGAUUCGCAGACUCCUUCACCUCUGUUGAUGGGAGAUGAGUAAACUCCAUUGCAGUACAGAAACUUUCCUUGUAUACACAAAGGGCGAAGCAUUCCCUAUCGGAUUAUCAUCAUCUUGAUGAAAAUAUAAUCAAUUAAAACAGUUGAUAGUUGGUUUUCUGUCUUUGGAUUCUUAGACAUGGAUGGAGAGAGCUUUUGGUUUCACCUUUUUAUUUUUAUUUUUUAUUUUUUACUUAUUUGUGUGAUGUUUCUUUAUACAAUGCAAUUUACUCUGUAAAGAAUUGUUGGUGGUUGGAAAUAUCAACAAUGUUAUUAUCCAUAUGAUUUUGUUUUA
Messenger RNA from Momordica charantia (bitter melon), 3400 nucleotides. RefSeq names its product receptor protein kinase TMK1. Gene Ontology annotation, molecular function: protein kinase activity; ATP binding; protein binding. Lineage: Eukaryota; Viridiplantae; Streptophyta; Magnoliopsida; Cucurbitales; Cucurbitaceae. The record is from RefSeq and is a predicted model, not a curated record. Gene Ontology annotation, biological process: protein phosphorylation.